Messenger RNA from Oryza brachyantha (malo sina), 1203 nucleotides. Its product is annotated as ATP-dependent Clp protease proteolytic subunit-related protein 2, chloroplastic. Gene Ontology annotation, cellular component: endopeptidase Clp complex. The record is from RefSeq and is a predicted model, not a curated record. The transcript is spliced from 9 exons. Bases 93 to 983 code for a protein of 296 amino acids. Gene Ontology annotation, molecular function: ATP-dependent peptidase activity; ATPase binding; serine-type endopeptidase activity. Gene Ontology annotation, biological process: protein quality control for misfolded or incompletely synthesized proteins. Lineage: Eukaryota; Viridiplantae; Streptophyta; Magnoliopsida; Poales; Poaceae.
UCGAGGCGCGCCUCCCCCGCCUGUCUCCGUUAUCCACUCGGUCACUACCCGACCCGGAGCUCCCGACCGCUCCGCUUCCCCCUCCGCCUCCAAUGGCGCUGUCCCCGCCGGCGCCGGCCAACUCCUCCUGCUUCCACCCGCGCGCCGUCGCCACCGCGCCCUCAUCCCUCAGCGUCGGCACCAAGGUAUUCGUCGGGUUGAAGGCCCAGACCAAGCUAGGCUCGUCGGAGUCGUCUUGCCCGAAUGUCACCGCCGGCUUCUACACCGCCGUCAACCGGAGGAUCUCUCUGGGAUUAUCAAACAAGAGGGCUACCAGGGCACGCAUUUCAAUGAUGCCUGUUGGUACACCACGGGUACCUUACAGAACACCUGGUGAAGGAACUUGGCAAUGGCUUGAUAUAUGGAAUGCUCUGUAUCGGGAACGGAUUAUCUUCAUUGGGGACAGUAUAGAUGAAGAGUUUAGUAACCAAGUGUUGGCAAGCAUGUUGUAUCUUGACAGCAUUGAUAACACCAAAAAGAUUCUUCUAUACAUUAAUGGACCAGGAGGAGAUCUUACACCAUGCAUGGCACUAUAUGAUACAAUGCUAAGCCUAAAGAGCCCUAUUGGUACUCAUUGCCUGGGUUUUGCAUUCAACUUGGCAGGAUUCAUUCUUGCAGCUGGUGAAAAGGGUUCACGUACUGGUAUGCCUCUUUGCCGAAUUUCACUUCAAUCACCUGCUGGAGCGGCUCGAGGACAGGCUGAUGAUAUAGAAAAUGAAGCAAAUGAACUUAUUAGAAUCAAGAACUAUCUUUAUGGCAAGUUGUCAGAGCACACAGGCCAUCCUGUUGACAAGAUUCAUGAAGAUCUAUCUAGGGUGAAGCGUUUCGAUGCCGAAGGAGCUUUGGAAUAUGGAAUUAUUGAUCGUAUUAUUAGGCCUUCUCGGAUCAAGAAAGAGGGAUCAACUGCUCAAAAGAAGGAUCUACGAAAUCUGGGACUUGGCUAAUAGAUGUUACAUCCGUUAUACACGUCGGAUUGUAUUGUUACCCCUCUUUACCCCCGCUAUGAAAUCCUACUGCCUUGUUUCAUCAACGGAAGUUUAUGUGAAGAUACGAGACUUGUUUUGUUGUCUCCAGCGGUAUUGAAACUAACAGACAAUAAUAUAGCAGGCAGAAAGAAAUGUAGUGGAUCAAUGCCACAUCUCAUUUCUCAUACAUUUUUAGUCA